Moneuplotes crassus is the source of this 803-nucleotide messenger RNA. The record is from the annotation of a GenBank genome assembly. NCBI's taxonomy places the organism in Eukaryota, Ciliophora, Spirotrichea, Euplotida, Euplotidae.
UUAAAUUUGAGUCUCAUUAAAUAAUAAAAAUCUAAAAAUGUUCAGAAACCAAUAUGACAUGGACUGUGUGACCUGGAAUCCUAAAGGAAAGAUUCUACAAAUUGAAUAUGCUAAGGAAGCAGUUAAGCAAGGAAUGAUGAGUCUUGGACUCAAGUCAAAUACCCAUGUCGUUCUCGUUUCGCUUAUGAGAAACCCGGAUGAGCUAUCCUCGCAUCAAGAGAAGAUCUUUGAAGUCGAUGAACAUAUAGGAAUUGCCAUUGCUGGACUCCUCGCUGAUGCCAGAAAUUUAUGUAAAUAUAUGAGAAACGAAUGUCUUAGUUAUUGGUACGUGCAUGAUUCUCAGCAUCCAAUUGCCAGGCUUGUUGCUAAAGUAGGAGAGAAAAGCCAGCAUAAGACCUGUGGAGACGGUAAAAGACCAUAUGGAGUUGGAAUCCUUGCUGGAGGAUAUGACUCCUCUGGAACCCAUCUCUUCGAGACCCUUCCUUCAGGAGAAUAUUUCGAAUACUAUGCUAUGGCAAUCGGUUCAAGAUCUCAAAGUGCUAAAACAUAUUUAGAGAAAAAUUACGAAAGUUUUGCCGAGGAUAGUUUAGAAUCCUUAAUAAAGCAUGGAAUUUCUGCUCUAAAAGCAAGUUCCCAGGAGAUUGAUCUAUCCUCCGAAAACGUAAGUGUAGGAAUCGUCGGAAAGGAUACUCCAUUCUAUAAACUAUCAAGUGAAGAGAUCACUAGGCACCUAAGCGAGGGUGCAGAUGUUGAAAUGCAGGAUGACUAAUAUUUGGUAGAAUUAACCCUCAAUAAUAUUUAUA